Carcharodon carcharias (great white shark) is the source of this 16911-nucleotide messenger RNA. RefSeq names its product trinucleotide repeat containing adaptor 6B (gene tnrc6b). The transcript has 20 exons. The record is from RefSeq and is a predicted model, not a curated record. Lineage: Eukaryota; Metazoa; Chordata; Chondrichthyes; Lamniformes; Lamnidae. Gene Ontology annotation, biological process: positive regulation of nuclear-transcribed mRNA poly(A) tail shortening; miRNA-mediated post-transcriptional gene silencing. Gene Ontology annotation, molecular function: nucleic acid binding. The annotation marks the transcript as partial. Gene Ontology annotation, cellular component: P-body; nucleoplasm.
GACAAGAAAAAGAAAGACGCCACUCAGAAGGUUACAGAACAAAAAACCAAAGUGCCCGAAGCGACGAAGCCAAGCCUAAGCCAGCCUCCAACUGCCACCCUAGUUGGCAGCGUUCCAACACCAGCCGGCAACGGUGGUAACAAUGCCAAAAGGGCGGUGGCCACCAACGGCCAGCCACAGAACGCCGCCCGCUAUCUGCCCCGUGAGGUGCCUCCUCGAUUUCGCCAGCACGAGCACAAAGUGUUACUAAAACGUGGUCAGCCCCCUCCGCCUUCCUGUGGGCUUCUUGGAGGUGGGGUGGGGCCUCCUGGGUUGCCGGGAUCAAAUCCUGGCACUGCACAACCAUUGACGCAACCCAACUGUCCGCUGCAGCACGGCAGUACACCAGUGGACGCAAACCCUGGGGGUGCUGGUUCAAAUUAUGCAAAUUCUGCUUGGGGUUCUGGAUCAUCCAGCACUGACCUCAACCACGGCUGGGAUAAGUUAAUCGUAGACGGGUCUGAUAUGGAGGCUUGGCCUUGCAUCACAGGCAGAGACUCUGAGUCGGCUUCGGAACACGUAGACAACGAAGGUGCCUCAAACCUUGGCUCCGAGAAGAGCCUGCCACCAGGAAGUGGCGCUGCCAGGAGCUGCAAAGGAGCUGCAAACCAGUUUGCUGCUGGGAGCGGAAAGAAUGAAUGUAAAUUGGGGGCCUGGAACAUGGGCCUUGUGCCUAAACCCAGUCACGCAUCUUCCAUCUCUUCGGAGAGCAAAGACGGACUUAACAAUUGGAAAAACUUGAGCAGCCCUGAUGGAGCUGGCCUUGGGUUGACCUUGAACCCAAACAUCAACCCAUCGGCCUGGCCAGUAUUGGGCCAGGAGGGCAAUUCUGGAAAAGGGACUUUGGAGACGGAUGUUUCGAGCUCCAGUGCACAACUUAGUGCAGUAGGUCAAAGCCCUAGGGAUCAGGACGGUACUUCUGCAAGCGCCUGGACAAAACAGUCAAAAACGGAAAAUGCGGGUGUUACAUGGAACGCUUCUGUUGGAGAACAGCCUCAAGCUCUUAACACUGAUGGACCAAAUAAUGGUGACACUAACUCUUUGAACGCAAGCUCACAGAGCACCGGGAACUCUUUGCAAAACAAGGGAGUGUCAGAUACGACAGGGAAUGGGACCUGGAACAUGCCCUUGGGAAUAGGUUUGGGAAACCCCUUGGUAUUGAAUCAACCUGUGAGCACUGAAGCCUCAUCCGAAGGCAGUAUUAGAGGAACUAUGGAGGGCCGGGGAACUGGGGGAACUUGGAAUACAGUUUGGGGGUCUUCUGGAACUGAUACAAUUUCUGGACAAAAUGGUACAGGAGCUGAUGGCAAUAAUGGACGCAAUGGUGAUGAUGCAGCUAAAGCUAGCUCUGGUAUGAAACAGUUAUUGGUGAAUAGAUCAAGGACUGAAUCAUGGGACAAUAAUGGUGGAUCGUGGGACUCUGAGGCACAAGACCCCAACAAAGCAAAAAGUUGGGGGAAAGGGAACAGAACAGCAUCGGGUGGUGCUCAGGGUUUGUGGGGUCAACAGCCAGGGACUGAUAAUCGCUCAGAAGGGGAAUGGGGUGGCCCUCCUAAUGAACAGAACUGUGGCACAGGCGGAUGGGACAAUCACAGGGUAAAUCCCCUCCCAGAAAACCAAGGAGAGAACUCCCAAAAUUCCAACUGGGCAAAGGCCUCUAGUUCCACUGGGAGUGACUCUGGUAGCCGAAGCAACAACAAAAGGGGAAGCUCUGAAAACCACCCAGGAGGACGGCGCUUAAACAAGACUGAUCCUCUUGAUCAAGAGGAGGUAUUGCAAUCUGUAAUAAGCAGGGCUGAUCUGGACCCUAGAGUGUUGUCAAACACUGGGUGGGGCCAAACUCAGAUAAAGCAGAACACAGUGUGGGAUGUUCAGGAGUCGCCCAGGAAUGAGAGGCGCACUGAUAGAGGAACAGAAGGGUGGGAGAGCACCACCACUCAGAGCACUAACUCAGGGGGCUGGGGCGAAGGGCCCAGUCAAAGCAGUCACUGCACCUCUGGGUGGGGAGAUGCUCCGCAGUCUUCAAACGUGGAGUCUAAGAGUCCAAGUGGAUGGGUGGACCCAAAGAACAGUCAAGGUUGGGGAGGUGGAACACCAGAAGAGAAGGCACCAUCAUGGAAUGAUGGGCCUAGAAUCAAGGAACCUGGUUGGGGUGCAAGGCAGCAACCAACUCCAGGUUGGUCUCCCAAUAAUGGUUGGGGUGAUGGAAGUGGGCAACCAACUGAACAACCAAAAGCGGGUGGCUGGGACAGUUCGAACUCGAGGUGGGGCGAUAGUGGGCGUGGUGAUGGAGGAUCUUGGGGAAGUGGCAGUAAUUCUAAUUCAAACCAGAGAAGUGGGUGGGAGGACCCCACAAGACACCAGGGAUGGGGUGAGCCAUCAAAAACAGCCACUCCUAAUUGGACUAAGCAACAAGAUGUCUCUGGCUCUUGGGGCACUACAUCUGCUGGUAGCCGGCAAUCAGGACCUGGCUGGGGCUCAACACCCGUGCCACCUGCACCCAUCCCAAUUGUGCCAAAGGAGGAAGAACCUACAGGAUGGGAAGAGCCUUCACCGCAGUCCAUCUCCCGAAAGAUGGAGAUAGAUGAUGGCACCUCAGCCUGGGGAGAUCCCAACAGCUACAACUAUAAGAAUGUGAAUCUGUGGGACAAGAACUCCCAAAGUGAGAGCUCUGGAAGUGGGCCGAUGCCACGGGAGCCAAAUACAUCCAAUGCGGUUCCAGGACGAGGUUCCACAUCAAGUUCUGGUUCAAAAUCUAUGCAGGAUGGGUGGGGUGGUGGUGAUCGACCUGCUGUGGCAAAUACCCGCCCCCCAAGCUGGGAGGAAGAAGAUGAUGGUUCAAUUGGCCUGUGGAACAGUGCUGGAACUCAGGAGAGUAGUUCACCCUACAACUCAUCUAACUGGACCUCAGGCGGGAAGAAAAUUCACAAGGGCUCCAUGAAAGGUGGGAACAAUGACACAUGGAUAAACCCUCUCACUACGCAAUUUUCCAAAAUGGGAUUACUGAGGGAGUCUUCCGAAGAUGGUGUUAGUAACAAGAUGGACUUAACUGUUGGUGGUCUACCAGACAAAAAGCUGGAAUCUGACAAACGGGGAAUGAACAUGGAUUACAAUGGAAUAAUGAGGAAGGACCGAUCAGGAUUCCGGCCACCAAAUUCCAAAGACUCGCCCACCACAGACAGUGGACCCUACUUUGAGAAAAAUGGCAAUCAUGGUUUAUUUGGCGGUAGCACAGCACAAUCCAGGGGUGUGCAUACACCUCAAGUGCAACCCAUGAAUUCAUCCCAGCCUAACCUUCGGGCUCAAGUGCCUCCGCAAUUCCUGCCCCCUCCUCAGGUUCCUGCCUCCAUGUUGAAGCAUGCCACUCCGAAUGGCGCCCUGAACCCAGCCCUUUUUAGCCUUGGUCCUCAACUAUCCCCUCAGCAAAUAGCUAUGCUCAGUCAACUUCCUCAACUCCCACAGCUCCAGUUGGCCUACCAGCUCUUGAUUCAGCAACAGCAGCAGCAAGUGCUGCAGAACCAACGGAAGCUCUCUGCCGCUGUCCGACAACAGCAAGAGCAGCAACUUGCCCGUAUUGUAAACGCUCUGCAGCAGCAGCAGCAACAGCACCGACACAACAGCACCCCUGGGAUGAAACACUCACCAUCGCAUCCCGGCAUACCCAAGCAGCACCUGGAUAAUGUUGUGCCUAAUUCUCUUCCCUCUGGCCUUCCAGACUUCCAGACCAAAGGACAGCUUCAGCCAGGUUACCCAAUGGGCCUGGGUUCAAACAUGAACGUAAACCAGUUAGACGUCAACAGUAUUGUAGGAAUGAAGGAACCUCAGUCCCAGCAAUCUCGACUGAAGCAGUGGACAACCAUGGAGGGUCUCUCCCCUGCCACUCCGCCGCCAGAUCACAACCCCCUCAAAAACGGUGCUAUUUCUAGCAGCAUGGCACCACCGAAGUCUCGAGAUAGUCUGCCCUAUUAUGAAAUGAUAGCAGGCGACUCCUUGGCCAGCCAUUCAGGUCCUGCGAGUGACAAUUGGUCCACCCCUAAGCUCUCGAAUGGUUCCAGCAGCUCGAGUUGGCCUCCAGAGUUCCGCCCUGGGGAACCAUGGAAGGGUUUUCAAAACAUUGACCCUGAAUCAGAUCCCUAUGCGACCCCAGCGAGCAUGAUAAACAGCUCUGCAGCACCCCCAUCCCCGGACUCAGAACACCAACUUCUCAGGGACAGGAGCACAGGGUCCAGUUCCUCCCUGAACACCUCGCUGCCUUCACCCGGUGCCUGGUCCUAUAGUGCCUCAAACAGCUCCUACAGCACCGUACAGAGCACUUCAGCCAAGUUCAAUGACUUCAAGUCGACGUGGUCUCCAGAUCCAAUUGGGCAUCCCAGGAUGUGGAAGAAUCAGAUGUCAUCUAAAAACACUAACCCGCCAACCCGGCCGCCACCAGGACUGACCAAUCAGAAGGCCCCAUCAUCUCUGUGGGGCAGCGGAGCGCCCCGAUUCAGCAGAGGGUGGGGCGUACAGGAAUCACGAUAUGCCCUAAGUUCCAACUGGGGUGAUGGCAGUUCGGGUGGAUCUAGUCGGGUCAGCUCCUGGCUUGUUCUUCAUAAUCUCACUCCACAGAUUGAUGGCUCCACCCUGCGAACAAUCUGCAUGCAGCAUGGCCCGCUGAUAACAUUCCACCUGAACCUGACACACGGCACUGCACUGGUCCGAUACAGCACCAAGCAAGAAGCUGCCAAGGCCCAGACUGCGCUGCACAUGUGUGUGUUGGGGAACACUACCAUCCUUGCUGAAUUUGUCAGUGAAGAGGAAGUCAACCGCUAUUUUGCACAAGGUCAGUUAUCGACACCAUCCCCAGGCUGGCAGACACUGGAGACGGGACAGAGCCAGAUGGAUCCAGUCGGGAGCAGCCUGCACUCGUUUGGCGGGCGGUCUGGCCUGGGACAGUGGAACAGUGCCGGAGGAGUGGGCAGGGGUAGCGGGAACCUGGCCGGAGCCUCGCUUUGGGCAACCCCGAGCUACACAGCAAGCUUGUGGGGAGCCCCGAAUUCAGAUGAUUCGCACCGAAUGGGCAGUCCGGCCCCCCUACUACCUGGUGACCUCCUGGGCGGAGGGGCUGAUUCAAUUUGAACUUUUAAGCUUUCAACCUUUGACCUGUGACCUCGUGAACUUUUUUGAACAGCAGCACUAAUGUGUUUUUUUUCAAACUGCAAUAAGUUUCAAAACAAGUUUAAAAAAAAGGAGAAAAAAAAGAAAAAAGUGAAACAAAUUAAGGGGGUCAUCCACAGUCUCUUUUGUGCACAUAGACACCUCCCUCCUAAUUUUCGGCUACUUUUUUUUAAUCAAAAAAAAACAAAAAAACAAAAAAAACAAAAAACAUAUCACACUUCGAAAUACUUGAAUCAUGAACGCCAACAUUAAAAAUGUGAAGUACACUUUACCAUCAAAAAAUAAAUAAGUUUUUUUUAAAACAGUAGUAUAGUUUUUCCUUACACGAUUUUUUUUCCCCCUCCGUAUUGAGAAGUUGUUGCAACAGGACAUUUACUGAAAACACAAAACAGGCUUUUAAAAAUUUUUUUUGCACUGGGCACGUUUCCGUCCUCUUGACAUGCAAUAGCGGAGACGCGACAGAACCUCACGUAUUAAAGCUAGUGAUUGACCAGGACAGAUACUGAACCUAGUGGCUACUUAUGUACAAGUUACAGGACAUUAUUAUGCACCAGUACCAGCCAUGUACCCUUACAAACACCAUAUGCACCAGCCCUUCAGGGCUGAAACAUUGUACGUAUCAACGUCAAAUUUGCGUCAUGUGGAGGGGGGGAAAUCUUAGCACAAAAUUCUCCAACUACUUCCUUACAUGUGAAGGCACAACCAGGGGUAUUACUAAAUCACACAGACCAAAAAGUGUGUCAGGUUUGCUUUCUGAUCUGUGCUGACUUUAGUUUAUCUUGGCCACAAAGGCAGCAGUGGUGUAGGGGUUUCUGUUGAACUCAGUGUUUCGCCCGCCCCCUCCUCCACGCAAGUUUGGUGGGAGGGUCGGUAGAGAAAAUUGUCCGUGGUUCCCAUUUGUGAUCACUGUCCAACAACCCUUGUCAGAAUGUUUGUACAUAAGGCUAUUGGGUGGGGGCAGGAUUGGGCUCAGCUGUGAUGCCCUCUGUGGUUAAAUAUCCUGCCAACACUUAAUGUCUAAGGCCCUGGAUGAAUAAUGACUGCUUGGAAGAGAUAGCAAAGGGCUGCCAGAACAACAGCCCAGCAAAACUGAAUGUCUUCAGGAGAGAUGAAAGAAAAAGCUACUCAACAGCAUUAAGUCCGGCUCCUGAUAAAUGAGUGGAGAGCAAUAUUUGCAUCAGAGGUGCCUCUCUUUGGUUUAAGACUUUGGGCUGAACUUGGGUUAUUGCUCCCCAGAAAUUCGCAGUCUUUACGAACAGGAUUGCUAUUCUAUCUUCCCUUCGUUGCCUCCCUCAUCCAACCAAAAGUUGUCUUAUGAAUUUCAGUUGAUAAUUAAGAUGCUCCCAGCCCUUCACUACAAUACUACUUAUUUUGCGCUCUAUUUAAGGUUUGCUUACUGUAUUUUUUCAAUAGUAAAUUGUAACACAUCCAGUUAUAGCACAGCACACCCCAAAACAUGCAGUGGUGACGAUAUUACCACACUUUACAGUGUCUCUCAUCACUGAAUUGCUGCAGCUAACUGACCUUGUGCUAUCGAUAGUUUAUCACGCGCUACUAUUUAGCAUUGCAAUAGUGUUUUUUCUUUCACAAGUGGGCAAUGUGCUGCCCUCUGAAACUGCUACACUCAAAUGACAUAAGCACUUAAAAAUAAAGUAGGCUAGAAAAUUUAGUGUAGAGGUUUUCAAGUUAAAUUUACGUGUUGCACUCAGUUCCAAAGUGUUGGGGGGACUUUCAUUGUGUACUGUAACAAGCUUUAUCAUUUUGUAAACUGGGGGUUCAUGGCGGGUCAGUCAUUUUCCCCCGUCCUCACCCCCUUGAGGUAUUCAAAACACUUAGCUAAUCCAAUGAAGGUGUUGCCGUAAUGUAAUAAAAAUAACUCCUAUGAAUAUAGUCCUCCCUCCUUUUGUAUAUGUUUUGUGUUUUUUUUUAAUUCUUUGAGGAGAAAUGUAGCUAUCCAAUUGGCUUGGCUGGCUUGAGCCUUCCUACGUUCACCUGUACUGCCUGUAAAUUGACACUUUCACAAAAUGGCUUGUAGCUGCCCACAAACUCUCACUGGCACAAGUCUGCAAAACUGGUUUACAGCCAGCUGUUUACAUCCCACAGUCUCUGGCAUCUCCACUCUUAACAAGAGCUUCUCUGUAACUGCACAGAGAUUUUGGAGUCGGAGGGAGCCCUGGGAACAACCCUGCUUACAGCUAUAAUAACCCUUGCUGCAUGUAGCUCAUUCCUUUCCCUAAAAUCGCAUAUUUUGUUUCUGUGACAUUACAGUCCAUCUGUAAUAGUGAGCCAAUCUGUGGCCAUUCUGUAUACGUGCUGAACUAAAGUAUGCAAACAUAUUUUGCUGUAAACCUUGGAUAAGGUUAUACCAGACUCUGUAGGAAUAGCUUUAACAUAUUGUUUACACCAUAUGUAAGAACAUGUCUGCAUCUGUGUGCAGAGCCAUGAUACACAUGGCAUAAAGGGGUCACAUCCAGGACUGUUCACAUACCUGGUGUGACUAUAACAUCGAACAAAAGGUCCAAUUUAAAAUGUAAAGCAAAGAUACUGAAAGUAUAUUUCUUUAAAAUGUUAAGUCAGGUGCAUGUUAUGAAAGGAUAUGUGUCUGUCUCCUGUGAAAUAUUCUUGUUGGUGACCUUAUCACUGACCUAGCCUACUUGGUGACCUUGCUGCUUGUGUGGGGUUACACUGAAAUCAAAUCACUCAGUCAGUUAAAUAGUGUGUACAAAGAUGCUGGGGACUGACGCACAUCCUUUAUAUCUGCACACACGUUUACACACACGCACAGAGUCAGGCAAUGCACACCUCAAUGGGUAGCAGACUGUUCACAGUCCUGCUACCACACAGGCUGGUACUGGGUCCCAAUUAAUAGUAGAUAAAUGCUGAACACAAAAGAGGAAGGACAGUACCUUUGUUCACUGGUCGAUCACUAUAUGAAAGAUAUAAACGUUUACGUACAAAUGUUCUUCAGAUUAAGAAGUGUGUGCUUUCUUUUCCCCUUCAUGUUUUAAACCCACUUGGGUGAAACUAGUGAGAAAAUCAUUUACUUGUUUAGGAAACUAUAUAAAAAUUGUUAAUGCUGUUCUAAGUAUUGCACCUUUUUCUGUUUAAUUUUUUAAAAAUUGUCCUCAUUGUGUUUUGCUGUAGUGUUGAAUUUUUCUUAAAGCAGUGUAGUAUGGGUACGGGAUGGGGACGAAGGUGGAAAUGGGCAGUGAGCAAUGACGUACAUUGGGAGGAAAGGGAAGGUGAUUUGACAUUCACUAGUCUUCAUCUGAUGAAGGCAUUGGGUUUUGAGCCACAUCAAUGUCAUAUCUGUUAAGUGACCAGAAGUGGCUGCAAUUACAAGUUGCUGCUUAAAUCAUAUUUCGGAUUGUAUUCAGUUAGCCAACCAGUGGGAACCCCUCGCAUUUCCCCUUUCUAUCCAGGCAUGCGGUCACCUUGCAUUUGCCAUGUCCCACCCCAACCACAUACACACUACCCACCUCCCCAGUCUCGCUCACGUGUACACACAUGUGCACACCCACCCAUACACACUUCACUCCUGUGUGCUUGGUCAUAUUCCAGCACUUUGUGGAGUUAAAUAAUCUUGAACAUUAGGGAGGUGCCCAGGUGUUUGGCCUUGUCCUGUUUACAUAACCUUUAGGGCUGUGUCGAAUUAUUGAAUAUAAUACUUUCGAAGAAUUUUGCAUUUUUAAAACGAGUUGACCAGUUUCAGAUUGAACAGACUGGUGACAGUUGAGUCUGGUGGAACAGAGAUAUACCCUAUUUUAGUGUUGAGCGCUGUAUUUGAUCCAGCCGCCCAGACCCUGUCCGAUAAGGGGAGACUGUGGACGUGGUAAUGAUAGUCACCAAAAGCUGCAAAGUAUUUUUGCUCUGCUUUUUUGACCGAGGCAGCAUUUAUAUUGACUAGUCCAAUAGGAGACGGAUUGGGAAGGGAAGCUGCUCAUUCUCCAUCGCACUUUGUUCACGUUUUGUUUGAAGAGGAUGUUCGGGGAAGCCGAGCGAUUGAAAUGAACUGUUCCGAUAAUCGAUUUUGUUUUUUUUUAAAUAUUUGAUUCCAAAUAUUGUUGGCACAGUCCCAUAAAUUAUUUUCCAAGGUAUAGAAAAGUCUGAAAUCGAAAGAAAAGUUGAACCGUUCUUCCAUCGAAACAGGAUAAAAAGACCAAAAAUAUAUGUUUCGUAUUUUUAGAUGAGGAGUAACUCUGGGAGCAUUUGACAGUGUUUUGUUUUUAAUUUAGUUUGCAAUUUUAUUUUGUUUUGCUUCUAUAAUUUUUUUCCUCCUAAAAUUUAAAGAAAGUUCUCAGGAAUUUUUAGGGGAAAAGCCAGUUCCCGAAAUGUUACUUUUUUAAAAAAAAGAGGGAAUAAAAAGCUAAUGUCCUACUUUGAUGAGAUUUAGAUUUUUCAGUCUGUUUGCUGCACGAGUUCCAAUCCUGUCUAAUAACUAGAAAUCUACUUAAAUGGUAAUACCUCAUUGCAGUCCUAUUUGGGUUACGAGCAAUAUGCUUCCACAAAACUUUAAUGCCAUGUUCUGUCUGAUCUGGCAAAAGCAAUUCCUGUUGUCCUAAGGUAGCUGGGGGGUAGGGGGAGGGUUGGUUGGAGGUGGUGUUGUAAUUGGCCUAGUGUGAAUUUAAAGGUUCUACAGUUCUUUUUUUAACAUGUCAAGGAUCCUUUGCUAACUCAGUAAUUUUGUUAAAAAACACAGCAUCCCUCUGCUUGAGUUUAAAUGUCCACUCGCGGCUGCAUGCGUCAGCUGCUUUCUUGCUCGAAUCUUCAGGCAAGCUGAUUAUGGAUCCACUCUGGAUUUGGGACCAGUCAUCUUUGGGGCAGGGCGUCCAAUGUUCUGUACACUCAUUGUACAUCCCAUCCUGACUGGUCCAUGUUGAGUUUGUGUGAGGAAAGUGGCUAAAAAGUUUUUAUUUUAAGUAUUGCUUCAUGAAAGUAAGUAGGAUGAUUCUAAAAUAAGCACAAUAUUUUUUCUUAUCUACCCCAUUCCCCUCACCAGUCUGACUUGUUCCCUCUUGACAAAGUAAUUCCUUGUGAUGUUCGCAGGGUCUGGUUGAAAGAAAUGCGAGUAUUUAUUCAAACCAUUCAGUCAACGCUUCCCAAGCAUGCAGUGUUUCAGAAAGGUGGGAAUUCAGAGAGCUCAGUGGGAGGGGCUGGUGAUUUCUUCAGACUUUUGGACCUCAAAUUCUGCUUUGCUGUUGCUGCUGCUUUAUUUACUGCCGCUGGUUAAUAUUCAGUUGCACCAAUUAAAAUGGGGCCUUCUGACUGCUGAGCAUCAGGACUUUCCACAAAUGCCAGUGAUUCUCUGACUCUUUCAUUUUGAUGGUCCAAAAAUCUUGGUUGGCAAACGAAAGAGUUGGAACCAACCUGGAAUCCAUCUCCAGCAUCUCAUACCCCUUCUUCCCUUUGAUUAUGGGAAUUGUAAAAAAAAAAAUGAUGUAAUGUGCAGUAAUUCUGUUGUUUAGUGACACUUUGCAGAGUAACAUUUAUUCAGGAUAUCACCUUACCUUCACAGAAUAGUGUCCAGGCAGUUCCCUCUCAGUGAUUUGAAUCUCCUGUUGCAAUGAUUUUAUCCACUUCAAAACAAAAUACACUUUUAAUGUCAUUAUAGAUAUCAUUAAAUAACUGGUGUAAAGGACAUUUCAAGGGGGAUUUCCUGACUUGAGUGUGGAUUUCCUUGGCAUUCUCUAGUGGAAAAUAAAUAAUUGUGCAGUAAGAUAGCCUUGAAUUAAUACGAGACUAACCAUCAGUUGUGCUUCUAGCGUGCAGGAGUGUGUUGGCGUGAGCUGCUGUUCACCUUCCCCCCGCCCCCCACUCCAACCACUCUCCCACACACACUCCCUUGUGGACUUUAUCAACUUGUGCAUGUUUGAGUUCUGCUGCUAACCACAAAGUGUUCUUGCAGACGUGUGUGCAGUACCAGUCCCAUGAGAAACAAGAUUCACAGUUCUACAAAGAAUCUUGAACAGAAAAAAAACUGCUUAAAACACACAUAUGCCAGCCCUCUAAUGCGCGCAGCCUAUAGGAGCCAGGCAGAAGUUUCUAGAGACAAAUGAAGGAAGCCUGGAAGGGCUGGAAAUCUAUACAUAAAGGAGAAAGUGUAGCAAAAAUUCAGGUGAUCCUUUGGCAACUUAAGAAAAGAGAGGUCAUUGUUUCAGAAUAGUAACUAAAAAUGUAUUAUCUCUGUCUUUCUUUCCUAUGCAAACUAAAUCCUAAAUCUGUACAUUUCCAGCCUUUUUUGUUCUCCUACUUAAGUAUACACAGGUCCUGUAAUUUCUUCAGUACUAUCCUGGUAGUUUCUGCUGCAGCCCAAUCCCAGCCUGACUCUUCCAAUUGUCUUGAAUCCCAGAUUGUUUUGUAAUGUGUAUGGGGGCGGAGGGGAAAUCUCACUGUUUUCAUCAUUUAAAUCACUCCCAUCUCUGCAUACCAUUAUACCAUGGCCCAGAACACUGGUUAUCGACAGGUAUCCUUAAAAUGGAAUGGGAGGGGUGUGUGUGUUCAAAUUGCAGAAACCUGUAGUAUUGGUUCACAAAACCUUAAGCAAUUGCCAUAUUUGUUGGAGGCUGCGGGAUGUCUGGUUGUUAGAAAAUGUGAGACAAUGAGCUUCCUGCCUUUCCCAGAUCUUUGGCUGUAGAGGAACUUCCAGAACAGACACUGCCCCUGGGAGGAAAGGGAAGAAUUUUGGGGAGUGGGGGGUGGGGGGGUUAGAAAUAUCCAAAAUGGUAACUCCAUAGUUGAGCAAAAGAAAUUUUGAAGUACAAUAAAAAUUUGGCAUGCGUCAAAGGUGCUCAGUUACAUUAAGUUAGUUGAUUUCCGGAGAAAGCAGUACCACUUUUAUUGCUUCCUUCUUUCCAUAUUUUAAAGUCAUUUUCUGCUUGGCAAAUCUUGUUAUUCUGUGAUUUCUUUUUCCAACAGGUUUGACGUGGCUUUACUUUACAGUUUCCAUCACCUUUUAUUUAAGUUGGAAUGUCCUCCCCCAUAUCCUUUCCCAAGGCCCCCCAUUUCACACUCCUCUGGUGUCCUGUCUGCCCCAACACCCUCCUGGCAUGGUCGCACAGCCUUUCAUAUCAGGGCAUUGUACCUGUCUUAAAUCGAAAACAACCCAAGUACCUGAAACCUCGAGGUUGCUGAGCACUCUUGUGCAGAUCUUUCCCUUGCAAACCUUCCAUUUCCCUGAAAGUGGUUAAUUAAAACUAAACAAAAUCUCAGAUUGGACAUUACCGAUUAAACUUCCCUGCUCUUCAAAUGAUUUCAACGCAUGUUACUGACAGACUUUAAAAUCAUUCACCUGGUAUUUGCCUUCCCAUGGAGACCCAUAGACUUUGAACUGGACCAACUUAAAAUUUAGUAUAAGUCCUUUCAAAGGGCAUUCAACACCUCAGUUCCUAGUUUUUGUCUUAUCAUCAACCAGGCAGAUUAUAUUCCCCAAAACUGCAUUUUGAUAAAGUGCAGUUUUAACAAUUUCCUGUCUGUUGUAUUUAUUGGUUGUGAAUGGUGUAGGGCCACAGCACAAGCAUCUGCAGGAGCCAAUUCUCCAUUUUAAGAGGGUAGUUUUGUUCCCUUGACGUCAAAUAGCAGUGCUGUUGGUGUAGGGAUGAGGUCCCUAAACGAAGUGAUUGUCUUGAUCUAAUCUCUUUAGAAAAGUGCUAUGAAACUGCCUUUGGAGUUAAUUAGUCAUAAUUCACCAAACCUAUUUGGAUAGGCUGUUCGGGUACCAUUGACUUGAAUGUGCAAGCAACUGGCAGAAUUUUGACCAGAGGGUGGGGGAAGGAACUAUAUUGUUACCAUCCUGGUUUGGCCCCUGAGCUGUGCCAUGCCUGAGUUGUGAAUGCAAUAUGCUGCUUUCAGUUUCAUUGCACAGUUAGAAGUAUUUCAGUUGAUGUGCGUGCACUUUUGUACUAAAGCUGUGUGUCAAUCCUAUCUAUAAGUUCAAGAUUGGUUCCUUUUGAAUGAGUGUCAGGUAGGGGAGGGGGUGGAAAAAGAGAGAAGCUUCAAGACCUCACUACGUUAGGGUAAUCAGGGUUUUGCUGGGGAUCAGAUACCACAUCUUUCUAAUGGGAACAGUGCCACAGUGCAGCCUGAUUCCUUGGUUUCCUUCUGACAUUGGCCGAUCAGAUUUGUGAAGUGUCACACUUAUUGGUAAAUUUUCAUGAUGAGAAUUUCUGCCUUUUGAACAAGUGUAUGUCUUAUUAAAAAAGAAUCAAAAGCUGUGACUGAGAGUUGAUGGUUGGUUGAUUAAAUUCUGCUAAAGAUGUAUGACCCUGAGCAUAGUGUCCCAGUAUUUCUUCUGUUAAUAGGACAGGAUAUAUCCAUUGCUUUCUUUCUUUUGGGGUGAAAAAGAAUGCAAAAAAAAUUGAGAAUUUGAUAAUAUUGUUACUGAUUUGUCCGUGGAAAGUUGUAAAGUAACAAAAAUUUCUGCUGACUGCCUUGACUAUCCUCCAGCUGCCCCUUCCCAAUAACAGAUAGCUCAGUGUCCCAGGGCCGAAUUGCCAUGCCUUCAUUGAAUCAAACUCCUAUUUAAAGUGGCAACAAUCAGCUUUGUUUUGGAAUUUUCCUUUAAGAAGACAGUAUCAUUUGUUUUAUUUGGAUUUCAUUGAUCUAACAGUGUAUUAUAUUGCACAAUAUCUUUAGUGUAUAGUAAGGUAAAGUUCUUUUUGUGUUAAGUAUUAAUGAUUUUGGUAGAGCAGAGAGGUGACUCAUACUUGUAAAGAAUUCCGUUUUAAUUGCAUGCGGCGCAUACCUUUGCUCCUUGCAAUUUCUCACUUUUCCACAUCCCUUUGUGGCAGUUUAGACUCUCAGAAUUGUAGGAUGGGUGCAUGCUAUAUUUUUGAGUUGUUGAUAUUUGUCUGUCUUUCUCUCUCUCUCUCCUGGUGAGUUGGAUCACAGCCGAGAGAAGGAAUGUCACCAAUUGCUUUUUGUAAAGUUUUUGUCUUGAGUACCUGUGAGGUUUUUUUUUAAAAGUUCGCCAGCUCAGCACCAAAUAUGGAAGGUGAGAUUCCUGGGGGCGCGUCUGUGUGUGUGUGUGUGCGUGCGUGAAGCGCUGUUUCAAUGCCGCUACUAACCCAUUUUAAUUUAGGGAGUUAACUUUGAUUAUGACUGUGUGUGCUGUUUUUACAAUGUGCUGACAAUAGCAUCGCGGGGACCUUCAGCCUCUCCAUCUGCGACUGUUUGUGCUGUUCCCAAGAUGUUGCAAUCUACUCCCAGUUCUUUGUUUUCUCUUCCCUCUGCUCCAGUGCGUCAGAUACCUUUUUUGUUUACAUGAUAGUUGGAUUGAUUUUUAGACCGGUUGAUCUGAUGAAGUCACCCUUGCCUCCUCCCCCCCAGCAUCUUGUCUCCAUGAUACCUUACCUUGCCUACAAAACAGGGUGGAUCUUGGAUAACCCAUUGUACUGUUCGGUGUUGUACUUAGAGGCAUUAAAAAUCCAUCGUGGGCGUUUGGGGUGGGGGGCGCGAGGGAGGAGGUUGAAUUACACUGUUUACACUUGCCUGAUUCAAUUGCUGUGACUCGCAGAGCGAUGUUUUUUUAUCAAUUUGCUGCACCAUGAUGAAAUUUAACAAAAUAAACACUCUUUUUGCUGGAGUUUACAGGGUAUGUAUGUUACCAUGAAACAUUCGGUGCCACGUAAACUGAGGUAAAAGACUAUCCAUGAAACUGGACUAUAUAUGACGGGGAGUUAGUUAGGCUCCCCUCUUAUUUCGGAGUGGAGGUUGCAGAGUGGUUCUUGCCUAGGAUUCCCAUCUUAGUUGGUUAUUGGUGCAGCAGCCAGUUAAGACACACAGUGCAGUAAGGAGGCAGCAUAUCGGAACUGCUCAGGAGAAGUCGAAAUGUUUUUUUUUCAGUUGCAGUCAGUUCAGAUAAGUGAUCUGUACAUAAACCUUUACAAUGUUAUCACUCAACUAGGGUAGAAUUUGGCAACUCGAGAAGGAAAAGAUUUUAAAAAACUUAUUCUGAAAGUACUGUGAAUUAUAUAUAUAUAUUAAAAAAAACUUAAAUUCUGUGGUUCCAAGGAUUUCUCUAAUUCUGUUUUUAUAAAUGAAUCCUAAUGUUAUAUAAUAAGCAAUUUAGAACAUUUGCAGAGGAUUUUGCUGAUAUGUCUUACAUUAAGCAUGUGCGUAUUUUGAUAGGUUUUGAAGAAAUAAAUAUAUAUGGAACUAGGUGUUCGGGAUAAUUGGUCUGUUUGGUAUUUGGAUAUCUGACUUCCUACCGUGCCUGCCCCCGGUACCAGUUCAGUAUUGGUGCUAUCAGAUUGUCGCUUCUUGUGUUGUUAAAUUUUGGCAUGGCAACCCUGUAGCACAUGCAGUGGGAUGUCUGGCUCCCCGCACUGGGCAGUAAUGACUUUAAAAACUGCCUCUGGCCUCAGCUAGCCUGCCAGUGCUGGGUGAGAAGUUCUCAAUUCAUUUUGAGCCAGCCCGCUCAAUGGGUUGCCAUGGGUAACUGGAUAAUCCAUCAUUAUUAUUUUGAAGGGAGUGAGGUUUGGUGGGAGGGAAAGAUGAACUUGAUGCCAUUUGCUCUUCUGUGAACACACCCACCCUGCCUGGCAGAGUGGUUGGUAGGGCUUGUCCAAAAAAAUCUCGUCAUCCGAACUAUCUUUCCUCUGGGUUGAAGGUGGGUUCUGUGGCAGUGUGUGGUUUCUGCAGGGAAUUAGGGUAUGAAAUCAGAAGGAAAGAUUUGUAUAAAUGUGUGUAUGCAUAUAUGUUUUAAUACGUAUGUGUACACACAUUUAUAUGCCUAUACACACAUAUAUAUGUAUGUAUGUAUAAAAUGCAUUGUUGUCACUAGGAUUACUUAGCGUAUUGGUGCCAAUACACUAUAGGAAAAAUAAAUCGUACUUAAGCCAAUACACUCAAUGAUGCUCUUAAUCCAUCACUUAAAAUUGCUCCCAUCGCUUGCAGCAUUGAUCCGGAAUCGGCAGUACUACAUGUCACCCCAGUAUUACACAGCUUGGGUUGUAUCCACAGACAGCAUUCUACAUUUGGAAAGGCAGAAUCUAGAAUUGUACAGCUAAUCUUUUUUCACAGUUCGAGUGGCCAAGAGUACAUUAAGGUUUACUGCAAUCCUGGUGACAACACGGUAAUCUAUAAAUAAAUUAUAACAAUAUUUGGAGGGAGUGGGGAGGGAGAGAGAGGAGACUGGCACGCAUCAAAGAAAAUGAAUGUAUUUCAUCAUUUAAAACAAAAAAAAAAUGACCUGCAAAAAUUUGUUUAAAGGGAUGCUGACUUUUUAACCACAGCAGGAGGGGAGGGGGGAAGAGAAGAAUGUCCCAUUAGUGGGAGCCAUUGCCUUUUAAUUAGAAAAAGAAAAUCUGAGAACUAUGCAUUCUGUAACCAGGAUAGGUACUUAUUAAGAGAGGAAAAACAAAAUCACUGGUUCAUUAACAAAUUGUGUUGCUCUAUGUAGUUUGUACAAAUAAGCUGGAGAGUUUCCAUUUCUUGGUCUGGCCAUAGCUGGUACUGUAUCCCCAUCGCUGGAAUAAUAAGGGUGAAUUUCUUUUAUAUAUCAGAGCAAAAUAUUAAAGUCUGUCAUUUCAUUGAAACUGAAAAACAAAAAAGUUGUUCUAAUAGGUAUAUAUAUAAAGAAUUUUGAAAUUUGCUUUUAUCCGUGGUUUGUUUUGAAGACGUGAUUGUAAUUGUGCAACACAGUUGCUUCAGUGGACUACAUAAUUUUUCUUGAGAAAAAAAGAGAAUAAACAUGUUGUGUUUGGCUGCUAAGCAUUA